UGUAAAUAUGGCUCCAGGGUGCUACUUGUGAAUUUGCAAACAAACUAAUCUCUAGAAGUAGAUUCAUUGUUUGCAUCAGCCUAAAAUGGCUGCCUUAAGAUUGGGCCGGUUGUUUGCACCUUCAAAGCAAGCUCUAAAGCAUUGUCCAUUGUACAAGUGUACAAUGAGCAGCUAUGAGUCUAAUUACGACAUUAUGGUAAUUGGUGGAGGUAUUGUGGGCCUAGCUACAGCAAGGGAGAUAUUAUUAAGAUAUCCAGAGAAGAAGAUUGCUGUACUUGAGAAGGAAAGAGAAAUUGGAAUGCAUCAGUCCGGUCAUAAUAGUGGUGUUAUACACACUGGUAUAUAUUAUACUCCUGGUACACUGAAAGCUAAGCUGUGUGUAAGAGGAGCUGAUCUAAUGUACCAGUACUGUGACAAGAGGAACAUACCCUACAAGAGAGCAGGGAAGGUCAUUGUGGCUGUGAAUGAAAACGAGAUACCCAGACUUAAGAACCUUUACGAGAGAGGUUUAACAAAUGGGGUUAGAGACUUGAAACUCAUCGGCCCAAAGGAACUGAGACAGAUAGAACCAUACUGUAAGGGCGUGAUGGCUAUUCAUUCCCCUAACACUGGUAUUGUCGACUAUACUAAAGUAACUGAGUCUUAUGCUGAAGAAAUUAAAGAAAGAAAAGGUACAAUUUAUACCGGAUUUGAGGUGACUGGGUUUGUAAAGCAAAACAGUGACGGGUCUGGUAAAGAUAGCGUGGGGGUUCAAUGCUAUGGAAGACCAACUUUAUCAGCUCACAAUGUCAUCACGUGUGCAGGAUUGUUCUCUGAUCGUAUGGCAAGAAUGUCAGGGUGUAGCAGUGAGCCAGCCAUCGUCCCUUUUAGAGGAGAAUACCUUGUACUCAAGUCUGACAAAAGCUACCUUGUCAACGGGAAUAUUUAUCCUGUGCCUGAUCCACAGUUUCCCUUCCUCGGUGUUCACUUUACGCCAAGAAUGGAUGGGACGAUAUGGCUGGGACCUAACGCCAUACUUGCAUUUGCAAGGGAAGGAUAUAAAUUCACUGACUUUAGUUUCAAAGACUUUCAAGAGUCUAUGAGAUUUAGGGGACUACGUAAAUUAAUAGCUAAGAAUUUUAAAUAUGGCGCUCAGGAAGUCUUCAAAGGUGCUAUAUUGACAGCUCAAGUAAAGGAACUUCAGAAGUAUGUACCUGAAAUCAAAUCCUCGGACAUACAAAGAGGCCCAGCUGGUGUUAGGGCUCAAGCAAUGGACAGAGACGGUAAUCUCAUCGAGGAUUUUAUUUUUGACCAAGGGACAAGCGAGAUUGGUAGCAACAUGCUUCAUGUGAGGAACGCUCCAUCACCAGCAGCUACUUCAAGUCUAGCCAUUGCUGAAAUGAUUGUCGAUAAAGCGCAGGACACCUUCAAAUGGGACAAAAUGCCAUAAAACAUUUUUUUAAUGAUAAAAAUAAUAAUUAUUUAUUGUUGAUAAUUAAA
This is a messenger RNA of Amphimedon queenslandica, 1479 nucleotides long. Its product is annotated as L-2-hydroxyglutarate dehydrogenase, mitochondrial-like. The transcript has 11 exons. The record is from RefSeq and is a predicted model, not a curated record. Lineage: Eukaryota; Metazoa; Porifera; Demospongiae; Haplosclerida; Niphatidae. Gene Ontology annotation, molecular function: (S)-2-hydroxyglutarate dehydrogenase activity. Bases 86 to 1429 code for a protein of 447 amino acids.